UUUGGUCGCGAAUUUCAGUGAGCGAGCGCGCGUAAUUACGUUCGCUAUAUUUUAAAAUGUAAACAAACAAUUGUUUAUUACUUUUAGUGAGUGAAAUAUAUGUUUUUUGUAGCGAAAAUGUACCAAAACAUUGUACUUGUGUUGUGUUUUUUAGUGUUUCUGUGCAUAUUUAGUGUUUUAUCUGUUACUGUGAGUGAGCAUCGACAUACACACUGCACACAUGAACAUCCUAAGGCUGACGACGUAGUAAGGGGCGUUCACAUAGAACCAGCUCACAUAGUCAAGAAAAGAAGCAUAGAUCAACCAUUACGAAUAAGUAUAUUUUACGACCACUCUGUAUAUAGGUUAGAGCCGGAGAAGUUUGAUAUGAUUAAUAACACAAUACUACCUGAAGCUGUGAAGUUUUGGGAGCAAGCACUGAGAGUCAGAAAAACUGGAGGACCUAUCAAAUUAAAUAGAAAAUGUCCAACGCGUCAAGUGUUCGUCCGAGACGGGAGAACGCAUUGCAUAGAUCAGUGUAAUGCUGAGACUAUGUGCGGCGAGGUGAAGGUCCCGGAGGAGCAUCUCAAUCUCUGUUACGUUUGUAACAGUACCGGGCAUAACUGCAGAGCGUUGCCUCGAAAUAUCCGAAUAGAAGAAGAGAUACCGACAGAACUGGAUGGCAACUCUAUCAAUGAGGGAACAGAAGUACCUCCAGUGACGGACCCUACUGCUGCAGUAGACUAUCCAGGAGUGAAUGAUACAGACUUCGUGCUUUACGUCAGUGCUGUGGAGACGGAGCGGUGUCGCCGCGGACAGACGGUGGCCUACGCCUCUCACUGCCAGCAGGAAUCAGCGUUAGACAGGCCAGUGGCAGGACACGCCAACUUCUGUCCAGGCGAACUGUCCACUAACAACAGGGACCUACCCUCCGUGCUGUCCACUGUCAAACAUGAGAUGCUUCACGCGCUGGGCUUCAGUGUGUCACUGUUCGCAUUUUACAGAGACGAAAAUGGAGAGCCAUUGACUGAACGAAGACCUGAUACAGGAAAUCCACCGAUGGACGAAGAACUACAGAUCCACAAAUGGUCUGAUCGUGUGGUGAAGAAUAUUACACGGAAGAACUGGAUGAUCCGAGGAGGGUACAUGGAGAGGACGUUCCACAUGGUCGUCACUCCCAGGGUCGUGAAAGAGGUGCGAGAUCACUUCAACUGCUCAGAAUUGGAGGGCGCUGAGUUAGAAGACCAGGGCGGCGACGGUACAGCGCUCACUCACUGGGAGAAGAGGAUAUUUGAGAACGAAGCGAUGACCGGAACCCACACGCAGAACUCUGUGUUCAGCAGAAUAACCUUUGCUCUGAUGGAAGACACGGGGUGGUACAGGGCCAACUAUGACCACGCCACCCCCCUAGACUGGGGGAAGGGGCUCGGCUGCAAAUUCUCCAUGGUGUCUUGCAAACAAUGGCUGAACUCGCAAAGGUUCAGGAGGAAGAACCCUGCCCCCUUCUGUGAGAGGAUCAAAGGCAACCCCCUCCGAACGGAGUGCUCGCCGCGACGUAACGCCGUGGUCCUCUGUAACCUCGUGCGACACGACACUAUACUGCCUAGAGCCUAUCAGCAUUUCGACACGCUGCCGAACGUGGCGCCCGGCGAGGAGGCCCACUACGGAGGCUCCGUCUCCCUCGCAGACUACUGCCCGUACCUCCAGGAGUUCACGUGGAGACACAAGAGCGUGCUCGUCAGAGGCAGCCGCUGUUCCUAUGAGGAGAAUACGCCUAAAAGUGACGUGAAUUUCGCCCUAGAGAAUUAUGGGGCUCACUCCAAAUGUUUCGACCACAGCGACAGAGUUUGGGAGCAGAAAUCUUGUAGACAGAUCAGAGAAUGGCAACAUUGGGGUUCGGGUUGCUACAAAUAUAAAUGUGAAAGUGGUCGACUGCAUAUUGUAGUCGGUAACUACACAUACACAUGUUACCACGCGAGCCAAGUGCUUCAGAUACGAAUUAUCAAGAAGGGCUGGCUACAUAAAGGGGGGGUGGUCUGCCCCCCUUGCAGAGAACUGUGUAAAGAGGAAUUUGCGGCGCGAGGCGAGUAUUGCAAGGGUGGGGAGGAGCCUUUACCCCCAAAUCUAUAUCGGAAUGACAUUUUGACAUGUUCAGCUGUCAAUCUGACAUCCCCCGCCGUUCUGUUAACCGCCAUUUUGAUUUUAAUGUUUAGUUUACAAGAAUAAUUGUAUAUUUUAUUAUUUUAAGUAUAUUUUAUUUAUUUUGUAGACUUUAUUUAAGCAAUCGACUGUUCGCAUAAGAUUUAUGUAUUUUUGUAAUUGUUUUUUUUUUUUAUAUUUUGUUUUUGUUUAGCUUAGGUUAUGUUUGAUCGAUUUCUUGUUGUGUUUAAGUCAUUGACAUUGAAUUAGUUUUGUAUAUUUCCAAUAGUAUCUAAUAAUAAAUCAUUGUGAUACAAAAAUCAAUUAUUGGAAAAUAUAAUUAAAUAAUUUAAAAAGGACAAUUUUCAGCGCCAUCUUAUAUUGUAUUUGAGUUAGCUACUUAUUCUAAAGUAAAUCCAUUUUUUUCCUACAAAAAAUCGAUCAAAAAUUACCUACAAACGUACUGUAUAUGAAAUUACUUAAAAAUACAUUAAGUAUAUGCUACUUAAACGACAUUAAAUGCAAAUAUUUUUUUACGAAAAAUCAAAUUUCCUAGCACAUGAAAGUACCCAAAACUGUUAAUAGAUUUUCAACCUUAACUCUUUUAGCAUACAGUCGAAAAUCGAUUGAACAGUUAAGGGUAUUUUGAUGAGCGGCCGUUGUCAUGGAAACAGUUACUGUCACAUUUUGAGGUUAUGUUGUUAAAAAAAUACUUUAAUUUGUAUAUUUUUUAUGUAAAAACAGUUUCAUAACCUAUCUAUCUGUAGAUUUAGUUACUAAAGAUGAAAUUUUGACACAUUUUCUAUGUAAAUAUAUUAAAUAUCUAUCUUAUUUCAUAAGCCAGGUUUAUAAACAAAUCACAAAAGUGACUUGAGGUAAGUGUCCACAGGCCCGCAUCGUACGCAUUCCGUAUGACGUCAUCAGUACGCAUCGCAUGUAGGCAUUACCGAUGAUGCGGUCCGUACGAUGCGGAUCAGUGGACACAGUUGUAUGAGUUUCUAUACAAGACAAACUAAAAUCCGUUGCGUGCGAUGCGGGCCUGUGGACGCGUACCUU
Spodoptera frugiperda (fall armyworm) is the source of this 3174-nucleotide messenger RNA. RefSeq names its product leishmanolysin-like peptidase (gene Invadolysin). NCBI's taxonomy places the organism in Eukaryota, Metazoa, Arthropoda, Insecta, Lepidoptera, Noctuidae. The transcript is spliced from 18 exons. The record is from RefSeq and is a predicted model, not a curated record. Gene Ontology annotation, biological process: proteolysis; cell adhesion. The coding region runs from base 100 to 2205 and encodes 701 amino acids. Gene Ontology annotation, cellular component: cytoplasm; membrane. Gene Ontology annotation, molecular function: metalloendopeptidase activity.